AUGGCCAAGAACAAGAUUACUCAGCCGGCUACGGUAUACCCUUCACGAUCCGUCAAUCUCCUGGAGAGACUUCAUCAAACUGCCGAGCAUGCUAACGGCAAUGGCCAUUUGCCCGACCCUCAAGUCAAGCUUCAAAUCUUGAUUGUCGGUGCAGGACUUGGUGGUCUAGCCACUGCUGUCGCGCUUGCUCGCAAAGGCCACGAAGUUACCGUCUUGGAGCAAGCAGCUACCUUGGGUGAGGUUGGUGCAGGUAUCCAGAUCCCUUCGAACUCUGGCAGAUUGCUAUUGAAGUGGGGUCUCGGUCCAUAUAUCGAACAAUAUGCCGUGAAGCCAGACAGCAUGACAUUUCGCAGAUGGGCGAACGGCGAUCCGAUUGCAUAUACAAGACUCUCCCCAGACUUUGAAGACAGAUACGGAGCACCCUAUUACGUUAUCCAUCGUGCAGAUUUCCAUCGCGCCCUUUGUCGACGAGCAGAAGACCUCGGAGUAAAGAUUGUGACAGACAGCAGGGUCACCGACUACGACGAGUCAAUUCCUUCCGCCAAGACUUACGAUGGUCGUGAAUACCGAGCUGAUCUGGUAAUCGCUGCAGACGGAGUCAAGUCACAAGCUCGAUCAGUUGUUCUCGGUGGCUCAGACCUGCCACCACAAAAGACUGGUUUCGCGGCUUAUCGCGCGACAGUAAAUACAGAGGAGAUGAAGCAGGAUAAAGACACAGCCUGGUUACUCGAGAAACCCGGGAUCAAUAUCUGGAUUGGGGAAGACCGACAUGUCAUGACCUACUGUAUCGCCGGAGGCAACUCUUUCAACAUGGUUUUGUCUCAUGUAGACCAUUCGUCGCCGGAUACAUGGAACGCCGAGAAUGCGAUCCGCGAUAUGCAAGACUCGUUCAAAGACUGGGACCCAAAGCUAUUCAAGGUGAUCAAGAUGAUCAAGAGUACCCUAAAAUGGCCCCUAAUGAGCGGCAGCCGUCUCCAAACCUGGAUCUCAAGGAGUAAAAAGCUUCUGAUCCUCGGAGACGCUGCCCAUGCAAUGGUACCCUACAUGUCCCAAGGUGCCGCUAUGGCCGUAGAAGACGGCGCUGCUCUAGCCACAGCAAUCUCAAAGAUCAAGCACAAGGACCAAGUCGCAACGGCGCUGCAAGUCUUUGAGAAGGAGAGGAUGAACCGAAGUUACGGCAUGCAGUCUGCAAGCUUAGUAAAUGGGAAGCUAUGGCACUUUCCAGACGGCCCCCUGCAGCAGGCUAGGGAUCUCGGAAUGAGGGCGGAAGUGGAAGGGCGGCCAUUUGUUGAGAGCACAAAUCAGUGGAGCGACCCUGUAACUCAGAUUUGGGCCUAUGGGUAUGAUGCCGAGGAUGCCAUUGAGGAGCUCUGGCAGAGCGAGGGUGUAUAG
This is a messenger RNA of Fusarium tjaetaba, 1392 nucleotides long. RefSeq names its product salicylate hydroxylase. Lineage: Eukaryota; Fungi; Ascomycota; Sordariomycetes; Hypocreales; Nectriaceae. The transcript is spliced from 5 exons. The record is from RefSeq and is a predicted model, not a curated record. Gene Ontology annotation, molecular function: monooxygenase activity; FAD binding. The coding region runs from base 1 to 1392 and encodes 463 amino acids. Gene Ontology annotation, biological process: secondary metabolite biosynthetic process.